AUGCCUCUACUGAGGAAGGAGGUGCCCGAAAAAGUGCCCGAAACGGAACGUCUUCGUGACAACGAUAAAGUUUUUUUUUGUGAGGCAACUUCAGAAAUAUUCAGCAACUUUGAGGAUUAUUUUCAUCGUAUAAUGCUGAUCUCGUCCGUCGUUUGGAUUUGCGAACUCACUGGUCGAUCAAAUCUUACUUACGCCGAGGCUCUAGAGUCAGAGAAUGCAGCCAGAAAACUAUUGGAAACAUUUCCGGCUUCAGUGAAAGGACCAUUUUUGCUCGUUGCUUCGCAUACAAAGCGUACAUCUAUCAACGAAAUGCACGACGAUGUGUACAAUUUCGUCAAAGAUCACAUAUUCAAAGGAGAAGUCGUUGAUGUACUUGAUCCAAUUGGUACAAGUUUUCGCCGAGCUAAAGUUACGAAAGUGAUGCUACACAGCUCUUCGAGUAAACAGCAUUCUUCCUCUGGCGGUUCCACACAGUCCAAGUUGAUGUAUCACGUAAUGGCAGACGACAAAUUGCAACCCCGAACAUGGGUCUCAGAAGGAGCCAAACUGAAGCGAGACCGUCGGUCGCUGACGCGCGACAAGUGCAAGUUAUUUCUUAAACAGCACGUCGAAGCCGGGCCAGGAGGGCUUCUGCUAAUCAAAGAGGCUUCACUGAGAAAAUUCGUCCACGACGAGGGUUGGACUGAUCAACAGGUUUUCUUUGACCACAUACCUGAUUUUGAGCCUUCGAAAAGGUUGAAAAUGCGUGAAGAACGUAGUAAGGCGAUCGCACCCGGAACAAAGGGAACCGUCCAAUCGAAGAGAGGAAAAGAUCCCAGUGCCGCUAAGGACCCGACAUGUACACCACCGAAGGAACCGACGCGUUCCACCGCCGCAGGCGUAAAAAAACGGAGUAAAUCAACCAAGGAUGCGGGUAGUGGUGUCGUCCCCAAAGGCGCUAAGGCUGGAAAUCAUCAGGAAACGAUUAAAGCAGUGUCUCAGAAGCAAUCGAACAAUACGAAGCUGAAAACAGGAGAAGAAGCAAAAAGAAUAUCUAAAGAACUUGAACUCCAGAAAGCAGUCGAGGAUGUGUUGAUAGCAAAGAAGCGCCUCGAAGAAGAGAAAGCAAUACUGGUGCAACAUGCAACGUUCGCAAUCAAGAAGUUCAAUACGAUUCUUGAUGACCAACAACUAACGGACCAUCGUGUGCUACCGCCUGCCCGCCCGGUGUGCACACUUAUCGGUCCAGACCAUUUCAGCAAUUUUGUUUUUAUAAUGGAAUUUAUGAAUUCGUUUUCUGACCUGCUAGCAAUACGAAACAAGUUUCCCAACGGGCUUACGAUGGAACUGCUCGAGCGGGCUUUACUUCAAAGGGAGGUGAAUGGUCCGCUUAGUGACAUUUUGCAAGUACUGUUGAGCACCAUAUUUGCGCAGCAGCUUGACGAAGAGAAUGAAGUAGAUGUGCGGAACGAUCGACCGGAAAAUAUUGCCCAAAAACGGCUGACCGUGCCAGAUCAAGCGCGGGCCUCUGAUUGUUUGAUGUGGAUCGAGAAGCAUUACAGUAUGUCGCUCAAUGAACUGCCGAUCGAUUCGACUACGAUAUCAGAACUGCUGCGACUGCAUUUCCUGUCGUCGGGUGCACUGGUCGAGGAGCGGGUGGCCAAACAUCGCUACUGCAACCGGGGCGGCUACAACAACGCGGACGAUCCAGGCCUGCGUCUGGUGCAAGACUUUCCACACAUUUUCCGUGCUCUAAAGGCGUACCCAGUUUAUCAGUUACCGAUAGGCGAUAUCAUCCAGCUGUUAUGCUGCCUGAUCCACCAACUAUUGACGUACAGUGGCGUGCGCGAAAUGGUAGAGGAACGGUUAGAAAAAGCGCGAUCGGCCCGUAUCAAGUUCCAAGGAACCCGCGUGGCCCAGCGCCGUUUGAUGCUCAAAACUGGAUCACUCAAGACUACGGCGCGUGAUGAGUUUAAAAAAGAGUUGAAUGCAUUCCAGGGCACCGACCAGGAGAAAGAAUCUUUCCGCGAGAAGUUGCAAAAUAAGCUAGAGGAGCAGCUUGCGCGCAUCGACGCAACGGCUCAGCGGGAACUGAGACCGCUGCAGCAGGAGUCGGAUAGGCUGAAGGAGGACUUUUUCGACUAUCAAAUCUAUAUCGGUACUGAUCGCAGCUUUCGUAAUUACUGGCUGUUCGAGUCGUUGGCGGGAUUGUUUGUCGAGCACGACCGUACAUUCGUGGGUCCCUGCCUGACCCGACCGACUACCAACAUUCCGGGGUUGGCAAACUGUGCAUCAGAACAGCGUAGGAAAUUUAUCACCAAAUCGGUCAUGCAGUAUGGGCAUGAGCUUGAUCCGCAGUUUCUGACCGCGAACGAAUGGCAGGAGGAGCUGUAUGAGAAACUGCUGCUGCAGAGCAGUGCAGACUUGUAUACGAUGACUCCAACUAACGAGGAGUUGCUUAUGUGCACCGCAGAUUGGCGAUCUUGUCCGGUGCACGGACGGGCGGACGACAGUCGUUCCGUUCGCUGGAGCUUUUAUGCAUCGGCUGACGAGCUGGACAGUCUGAUCAAGGGUCUCAAUGUGCGGGGUGUGCGGGAGAAGCAACUCCGUGAAACACUCGAGUGCGAGCGUGACCUUAUACUGACACAUAUCGAAAAGUGUCCGCUUGAGAAGCUGUACGUAGCGGAAUGCGAUCGAGAAGCGCGCUUAGCGGAUAUUAUCACCCGAAACCAGAGGAAGUACGAUGCCCCAAACUUUGACCACGCACCCGGGACGGAGCCGAACGAAAUCUUGGAGGCCGUGUUCCGGGAGAAUCUCCUCGAGUUGGAAUCGAAAAUAACUAUUGGUUAUCUAGGCGUAAUGAAAGUGCACGAUCGGGACGCAUGGCGAGCGGCAAUCAAAUCGCAACGCUACGAUGCGCAGACAGAAGAGCCCUUACUGUGGGGACCACGGCGACUGCUGAACGUGGGUGUCGGCACUAACAGUAAACAAGGUGUCGCUGGCGACGAACAGUUGAAGGAUUGCAUUACGAAUGGAGGAGCAUUUGCGGGAAAAAAUGAAGAGCAGCAGCAGGCUCGUGACGCCACUGGCGGUGGUGGAUCCUACGGAGUGGGCGACGUUGAGCUGGAUCGUUUACUAUCGAAUGUCCAUGAUCCUGGGUAUAAUCUACCGGAUCUAGGUACUGGAUCGGCGACGUCGUGUCCUCUUGACGAGACUUUUUCGUUCCCGUUGCAUGAUUCCAAAACAUUGCAGCAGUGCGUGCACUCGAUGGCGCUCGCUUUGUUGCAGAUAGAGCAGUGCAUAGAGCAAAAGUUUCUGCGCCAUCCGUUCGGGCCGAAGAAGGACUACAAGGACCGUAGUGUGAUGUUGCACAAGCAGCAACAGGGUCAGAAGAAUCUGGCCAUUUGGGAGGUGUCGCUAAUGCGUGCGACUUCAUUCUCGCAACUUUUUCUACACUACAACGUGCUGUAUGAUGCAAUCUAUUGGUCGCGCUCGGCCGAACGUAUCAGUUGCAUGAUUUGCCGCCGGAAGGUGGACCCGUACCUGACGCUACUGUGUGACGAGUGUAACAGAGCGUGCCACAUGUACUGCUUGAAGCCAAAGCUGAAAGAGGUUCCCGCGGGCGAUUGGUUCUGCAUAAAGUGCCGUCCAGAGAACUUUCAGGUGAAGCCUGCUCCUCCGGCAAAGAAAAAGAAAAUCUUCCAAUGGGAGGACCGAUCGGACGAAGAGAAGGAAGAUGAAUCGUCGGAGGGAGAGGCGAACGAAGAGGAGUCUUUAGGGGCUGAUUCGACGAACGAUAGCGAUGAGACCUACGAGAAAGUGAAAACCGUUGCAGAUGGUAAGAUGACUAUUAGAGGCGGAAAUACCGGAACCGGAAGCAGAGGAGCUGGAGCAGCAGAUGCGGUGGUGAAGCCUGUCGUCACAAAAAGAAGAAACAGCCGUUCUGCUGCGGUGGCGGCAGCUGAAGCAAUUGAAGCGUCCAAGCGACAAGAUGAGGAUGAUGGGUUUGCGAAUGAUAGUGAGGAUCACGAUCACGACGAAGACGACCAGGACGAGGAAGAUGACGAUGGCAAUGAUCAUCACAACUCUUUGUGGAACUUAGUGAGAAGUAAGUCGGUGGACGUGUCACGGAAUGGCUCGAAACGGCGUAAUACCCAACGCAAAGUUCAGCAACAGCGGGUAGAUCAGCGAGGUCCUGGUGUUAACUCCUCUAGUUCGAAACGUCCUCUUCGGUCGACUAUGAAGUGUUCGCCAGCCAGUGUGAUCAAAAUCUCACCGAAACACGUCAAGGCUGCUUCUGGCAGCGGGUCAGGAAAGCGAGAACGGGAAGACGAUGAUCUCGUUGAUAGUGACAGCGAACCGCUCGCUCGCAUCAGCACUCGGAGCAGCACUCGUGGCGGAACUCGUAGCAGCACUCGUAGCACCGCGAAACGUAAUCGACUAUCGCUAGCGAAUGGGGGCUUAGAAACGACGUUAACAAACGGAGACUGCGGCGAUCAGGAGAUCAGUGGCGGUGGGACCAGCGGAACGGGUAAUCGGCGGUCCCGUCGUUUUGCGGAAGAUUUACCGCUGAACUCGGUGGCACUGUAUGCGCUGAUCAACGACAUUCUCAAGCAUCCUGAUUCGUGGCCCUUCAAUCGGCGCGUAUCUGCCAAGGAAGUGCCUGACUACUACGCGGUUAUUAAGACGCCGAUGGACUUUGCGCGCAUCAAGUCUAAGCUCAAUAUGGGAGAUUACAAAACCAACGAAGAAAUGCUGAGCGACGUGCAGCUGGUAUUUUCAAAUUGCGAUCUUUACAACACGGACGAGGAUGACGUGUAUAGAAUCGGCAAAUCACUUGAGGGGUAUGUGGUUAAGCGAUGCAUGGAGCUAGCGUUACCAUUUCAACCAAGCGACAUGCAGAAAAGGGUGAAACAAAACCACGCUAAGACAACUAAAGUUAAUGGUGCAGUGCAUCCACCUCGUCGGAACACUGUUGCACCUUCCGCCACCGGCCGAAAUAGGUCUAGCACUCGCUCGCGGAAAAAGUCUUGCGUCUACUGAUUGGUCGCGCAGAUACAGCACCGUUGCAGCUGCCUACCCCCGGUCUACUAUCCUUGUUGAAUUUAUGAACCAUUACCGCAAUGUUGUUGAGAGCCGCAAUUUCCGACUUUCUUCAGUACCUCGUUGAAUCUGGCCGACGUUUCAACGAAGAACUUUUUACAUAGUUGAGGUAAAAAAACAUAGAC
Molecule: messenger RNA, 5207 nt
Organism: Anopheles cruzii
Lineage: Eukaryota; Metazoa; Arthropoda; Insecta; Diptera; Culicidae
Gene: Acf
Product: bromodomain adjacent to zinc finger domain protein 1A
Exons: 4
Coding region: 1-5022 (1673 amino acids)
Biological process (GO): chromatin remodeling
Molecular function (GO): protein binding
Source: RefSeq, a predicted model, not a curated record